GUGGCUUCUCUUGAUUAGUCUUGCUUGCACUCUGCUUAUUAGCUGCAGUGGAGCAGCCAACAAAGAUCGAAAGGAGUACAUUGUGUACAUGGGUGACCUUCCAAAAGGUCAAGUGUCGGCGUCAUCCCUCCACGCUAACAUACUUCAACAAGUCACCGGCAGUAGUGCCUCCCAAUAUCUCCUCCAUAGCUACAAGAAGAGCUUCAACGGAUUUGUCGCAAAGUUGACCGAGGAGGAGUCGAAGAAACUGUCCGGCAUGGACGGGGUUGUGUCUGUGUUCCCAAAUGGAAAGAAGAAACUCCUUACCACAAGGUCGUGGGACUUCAUCGGCUUCCCCCUGGAAGCUAAUAGAACAACUACUGAAAGUGACAUUAUUGUUGGAAUGCUGGACACUGGGAUCUGGCCUGAGGCUGAUAGUUUCAGUGAUGAAGGGUAUGGUCCACCACCAACCAAAUGGCAGGGCACUUGUCAAACCUCAUCCAAUUUCACCUGCAACAAUAAAAUCAUUGGAGCUAGAUACUACAGGAGUGAUGGAAAUGUACCCCCAGAAGAUUUUGCAUCACCAAGAGAUACAGAAGGCCAUGGGACACAUACUGCAUCCACAGCAGCUGGAAACGUAGUUAGUGGGGCAAGCUUACUGGGCCUUGGCGCAGGAACAGCUCGAGGAGGGACUCCUUCAGCCCGCAUUGCAGUGUAUAAGAUAUGUUGGGCAGAUGGUUGUUAUGAUGCAGAUAUCCUUGCAGCGUUUGAUGAUGCAAUUGCGGAUGGAGUUAAUAUUAUCUCUCUUUCAGUUGGGGGAUCCUUUCCUCUGGAUUACUUUGAAGAUUCAAUUGCGAUUGGAGCUUUCCAUUCCAUGAAGAAUGGGAUACUCACAUCUAAUGCUGCUGGUAAUUCGGGUCCUGAUCCUGCUUCUAUCACAAAUUUCUCGCCUUGGUCUCUCUCAGUUGCUGCUAGCGUCAUUGACAGAAAGUUUCUGACCGCGUUGCACUUAGGAAACAACAUGACUUAUGAGGGAGAACUCCCUCUAAAUACUUUCGAGAUGAAUGAUAUGGUCCCUCUCAUUUAUGGUGGAGAUGCGCCGAACACGUCCACAGGAUCUGAUGGAUAUAGUUCCAGGUACUGCUACGAGGGCUCCUUGAACAUGUCUCUGGUAACGGGUAAAAUUGUACUCUGUGACGAGUUGAGUGAUGGGGUGGGAGCAAUGAGUGCUGGAGCAGUAGGUACUGUAAUGCUAAAUGAUGUCUACACAGAUUUGUCUUUAGCUUUCCCCUUACCUACAUCCUGCUUGGACUCCAACUAUACUACCAACGUUCAUGAGUAUAUAAAUUCAACUAGCACACCAACCGCAAAUAUACCGAAAAGCACCGAGGCUAAAAAUGAAUUGGCACCAUAUGUAGUUUGGUUUUCGUCGAGGGGCCCAAACCCUAUUACCCGUGACAUUCUCAGUCCUGACAUCGCCGCGCCAGGAGUUGACAUUCUAGCAGCAUGGACAGAAGCUUCAAGUUUGACAGGAGUUCCAGGGGAUACAAGAGUAGUUCCAUACAAUAUCAUUUCAGGGACGUCCAUGGCUUGUCCACAUGCUUCCGGGGCUGCUGCCUACGUUAAAUCAUUUCACCCAACAUGGUCUCCUGCUGCUAUCAAGUCUGCCUUAAUGACAACUGCUUCACCCUUGAGUGCUGAAACCAACACCGACCUGGAGUUUUCUUAUGGGGCAGGUCAGUUGAAUCCCCUACAGGCUGCAAAUCCUGGUUUGGUGUAUGAUGCUGGGGAGGCAGAUUACAUCAAGUUUUUGUGUGGACAAGGCUAUAACACUACAAAGUUGCACCUUGUCACGGGAGAAAACAUCACUUGUUCUGCGGCCACAAAUGGAACUGUUUGGGAUUUAAACUACCCUUCUUUUGCUAUAUCUACUGAGCAUGAGGCAGGAGUUAAUCGCACCUUCACUAGAACUGUCACAAACGUCGGAUCACCAGUCUCAACUUACAAGGCAAUUGUGGUUGGCCCUCCAGAGUUCAGUAUCAAAGUUGAACCAGGUGUACUUUCAUUCAAAUCCCUUGGGGAGACGCAAACCUUCACUGUCACUGUUGGUGUGGCAGCACUAAGUAACCCUGUAAUAUCAGGCUCUUUGGUGUGGGAUGAUGGGGUUUACAAAGUGAGGAGCCCCAUAGUUGCUUAUGUUUUUUAGUCAAAUAUCUAGUUUCAUACAUCUUAGUUGGUUCUUAUUUAAUUGAAUAAACAGAAGAGAUGUGGUAUGUAUUGUAAUAAAAUCCAACGCAAU
Messenger RNA from Vitis riparia (riverbank grape), 2278 nucleotides. RefSeq names its product cucumisin-like. Gene Ontology annotation, biological process: proteolysis. The transcript is spliced from 10 exons. Lineage: Eukaryota; Viridiplantae; Streptophyta; Magnoliopsida; Vitales; Vitaceae. The record is from RefSeq and is a predicted model, not a curated record. The coding region runs from base 89 to 2185 and encodes 698 amino acids. Gene Ontology annotation, molecular function: serine-type endopeptidase activity.